AUGGAAAAUCUUCAAUUCAUUCGUGCUGGUGUUAUUUAUUAGGAUUAGUUUUCAAUAUAAUUAAUAUUAGUUUGUUUGAAUGAUAUUCAUCUCAUGGAUGUUCUAAAGUUAGUAAUCUAGUAAAUUAUUUAAUUCAAUAAGGGAUUAACAAAAAGUGAUAGAAUUAUGUAAAAGAAUAUUAUUUAUUUAAAUUAUCUUGGAGAUUUAUUUUCAGCAAUACCCAAUGUUGUAAUGUUAUUAAUAAUUAUUAUUUAUUCUAUUAAUGGAUUUGCUGGAUUAUUAUUUGCAACAUCUGGAUACAUAUCAAUAUAUAUUAUUUAUGGUAUAAUAUACUAAAUAGGUUGUAAUUCAUGGGAAUCUUAUAAAUUGAA
This is a messenger RNA of Paramecium sonneborni, 371 nucleotides long. The record is from the annotation of a GenBank genome assembly. Lineage: Eukaryota; Ciliophora; Oligohymenophorea; Peniculida; Parameciidae.